ACUUAUUAUCUUUCUCCAGCUAUUUCGCGUUAAAUUAAAAAUAAUGUUGUGGACUAUAAUAACAACUUAUCAAAUCAUUUACGCAUGAGCCAAGUACCAAAGAACAUCACCAAAUCAGAAUUUACAGUGAAAUUAUGAAAUAAGUGAAUUUAUUUAUGUUUGUAUUUAUUUAUUUGUUAAUUAAGUUUUAAUAAAAAUGAAAUCUAGAAGUCUAGUCAUAUUCUUUGGCGUCAUAAUAUGUUUAAUACACAAAUCCAAUGCCAGGUCAAGGUGUAUAACCCCUAUUGGGGCUUACAAACCCAGGAAUAGGAAUGACGUGGGGAGGUAUAUUAUCGAUAUACCGGGAAAUCCGAAAAAUUAUGUGGCCAAUCAGAGAUAUAACGUUACUCUAAAGUCGAAUCCACUAUCAAGAAGCCUGAGAAGUUUCAAGAGCUUCAUGAUCACACUAGAAUCGGAAAAAGCGGAAAAUUUUGCAGACGAUGUCAAUGUAAAUCAAGCAGUUGGUCAUUUCGAAUUUGGAAAUGACAUGCUUUCAAUGUUCAGCAGUGUUUGUCCAAAUACCGUUUUAGAAUCAAAUGCUUUGCUCAAAACUGAAGUUCAGUUAUAUUGGAUAGCACCCCCAAAAAAUAGUGGUUGUGUUUCUAUUAAAGCUACAGUAAUAGAAUCUAGGGAUAACUGGUUCAGUGAAGAUGGACCUUUAACGAAAAACCUUUGUGAAGAAUCCACUGAGAAUGAUGAUACCCAACCAACAAUAUUAAAGCAUUGCUGUGCUUGCAAUGAAGCCAAAUAUGAGAUCGCAUUUGAUGGUAUGUGGACUAGAAACACACACCCAAGAGAUUUCCCUUCAGAUGUUUGGAGCACAAAGUUUAGCGAAAUUAUUGGAGCUUCCCAUAAAGUGGACCAAUCAUUUUGGAGAUACGCUGGAAUUGCUAGUGAUGGUAUGAGGGAUUUGGCUGAAACUGGUUAUACCAAGACUUUAGAAACAGAAUUAAAAGAUAUGAGUGAAAACAUCAGGACCAUCAUCAAAGCAAAAGGCUUACAAUACCCAAACAUAACAUUGACUUCCUUCGCUGUAUUCAGAGUAGACAAUCAAAACCAUUUGAUAUCGGUGGUGUCAAAAAUAAUGCCUUCGCCAGACUGGAUUGUGGGGGUAUCAAACUUGGAGUUAUGCAGGCCUGACUGCAAAUGGGAAGAAAAACGAACCCUUAAUUUGUACCCAUGGGAUGUUGGGACAGACGAUGGAAUAUCCUACACUUCUUCUGAUGAGCCGUCACUGCCCCGUCAGCCGAUCAGGAGAAUCAAACCAAACAGCCCGAAUGAUCCGAGAAGUCCUUUCUACGAUGAAAAUGGCGAAGAUAUGAAACCCAUCGCCAGAUUAACGUUGACCAGGCAAAGAUUGUAUGAAAAAACUUGCGAUGAAGAGGCCCUCAUGGCUGGAAAUGAAGUUGAAGAAUAUAGUAGCCCUUGCGCUACUACGAGUUGGGAUGAAUGGUCUCCCUGUUCUCAGCCUUGUGGGAAAGGAGAAAUGUUCAGAAUGAGGCGGUAUUUGAACCCUGAUAACGCGGAUAUUUGCAGCAAGAAACUUGUCGACAAAAAGGCUUGCUACGGUCAAACGAGAAACUGCCACCUAGAUCGAGACGACGCUUCUCAUGAAAAUCAAGACGCCGAAAACGAAGUCGAGGAAGAGGUGAACGAAGACGAUAGAUGCGAACUUGGCGACUGGAGCGAGUGGUCCAGUUGUUCGGCGAUGUGCGGCAAAGGCACCAAGACGAGAGAUCGCAAAUACAAGUUCGGCAGAUAUGCGAGUUUCUGCGGCGAAUCCGCCAAGAAUUUGCAGGAAAACGAAGAGUGCGACGGCGACGGAGAGUGCGAGAACUACGAGGAACCAGAAAUGGACGAAAGCUGCAGAAGCCAGGAGAACUGGGGAGAAUGGGCAGCUUGCAACGUGACCUGCGGAACAGGUUUUAAAGUGCGUUUCCGCAUCAUCAACGGUGAAGAUGAUUGCGCCAAUAUGCCACAUCAAGAGAUCGUUGAGUGUUACAACCCAUCUUGUGAAGGAGGUCAGUUUGGGCCCCUGGAGACUGAUAACCAAAUUAAUGACCUGAUUAUUGUUAGUCAGGGUCCUGUUGGCAGGGUUAUUGACUGCAAGGUGACCAAAUGGACGCCCUGGAGUGACUGCAAGGUUGUUAGUGGAGAGACCUGUGGUACAGGGUAUAUGCAGAGAAGUAGGAAUAUUAUGGUGAUGUCUGGAAAUGGUGGCAAACCAUGCCCGAAAAAACUGAUGAAACUUAAAAAAUGCACCGUGCCUUGCCCUGAGGAAAAAUCCCGCAAAUACUCAAACUCCAAGGAAACGUUACCCACAUGGGGGCCCGCAGAAGGCCCCACAAACGAUGACGCCAUCUCCGACACUGAGUGUACCAUGUCCCCAUGGUCGGCAUGGUCCCCAUGCAGCACCAUAUGCGGAGGGUCCAGUUUUAGACAACGCACAAGGUACAUUGUGCAUAGACCAGAGGGCUCUACCUGUCCUUCAAGGAUAAUGCAACAAAGGUGUCCCUUGCCUUUAGCUUGCACUGAAACAGGGGAAGCCCAGAUUUAAAUUGUAAGAUUAGUACCUAACCCAAUUUUGUAAGGAUUCUGUAAAUAUGAAACAAUAAAUUAUUAUAUUUCUAUUCGUUUUCUGUUUUUU
Molecule: messenger RNA, 2686 nt
Organism: Brassicogethes aeneus
Lineage: Eukaryota; Metazoa; Arthropoda; Insecta; Coleoptera; Nitidulidae
Source: the annotation of a GenBank genome assembly